Molecule: messenger RNA, 3580 nt
Organism: Cannabis sativa
Lineage: Eukaryota; Viridiplantae; Streptophyta; Magnoliopsida; Rosales; Cannabaceae
Exons: 7
Coding region: 292-3036 (914 amino acids)
Source: RefSeq, a predicted model, not a curated record
AUGAGAGCCCCAAUUUCUUCCGUUCAAGCUUUGUUUGGGGCAAAAACUCGUGUUCCUCAAAUUAUUAAUAAAAAUCCCAAUAAUUAUAAUAAUUAUAAUAAUUCUUUUAUUCAUUUUCCAUAAAUAAAAAGCAAUAAAUCAUAAUUUCAUUUUGGGUAAUGGGUUCUCGGAAAAUCCCAUCGGACCACCGGCCGACGCCUGACCGAUGAUAUUAUCGUUCGGUUCUCCUCUCGCCCUUACAAUCUCAGGCAAUCUAUGUAUGCCCCUAACUAAUUGAUCGUCAAUACUCAGAUGCUUAGUGUUCUUGAGGCAAUGGAUUCUUUGAGAGAAGAUGGUAUUACUAAAGUGUGCUCUGCAAAUGACGAUUUUAAUGAAAGUUCUUUCAACAAAAGUACAGAUGAGUGUGUUACGGAAUGUGCUCUCGUUAGAUGUUGUCAUAGUGACUUUAGAGCAGAGAACACGGCUGCAUCUACUGUGGAGUUUCCAGUGCAGGAUGCACCAAUUCAAGUUGAAAGUGAAUUAGAAAAAUGUGAACAAGCACGUUUUUUCUUGGGUGUAGAUAAGCGUAUGGAAGAGUUGGGGACGGAUGAUGUGGUUGGUGUGGUAUUUGAUUCCCUUGAAAAGGCAGAGGCAUUCUACUAUGUGUAUUCUAAUGUUCUUGGGUUUAGUGUACGGAAAGAUGAUGUGAGACGUGAUAAACGUGGUUCAGUUGUUUUGAGGAGAUGGGUUUGUUCUAAGGAAGGGCAAAGACGUCAAAAACACAUUGAACAAGCUGAUCGGAGGCAACGAACAAGGGCUAUGACAAGAAUAGGGUGUUGUGCUGCGUUUCGUGUGAGUUAUAGUAAACAUAAAGGCAUAUGGAUUGCUAAGGAAUUUGUGCCAAAUCACACACACGGAGUUUCAAGAAUUAACGGUCCUUGGCAGGAUUCUCGUUGGCCAACUCAAGUUGGAACAUAUGUCUUUAGAGAAUGGGAACAAUCAAGCUUUCACUUAGGUAUCGAUAAGCGUAUGAAUGAGUUGGUCAAAGAAGAUGUGGUUGGCACUGAGUUCGAAACACUUGAAAAGGCGGAGGCGUUUUACUACAUAUACUCCAAUGUUGUUGGAUUUAGUGUACGUAGACAUGAUAUGAAACGAGACAAAGAUGGCUCUAUUGUGUUUAGGAAAUGGGUUUGUUCUAAAGAAGGGCAAAGGCGUCAAAAGCACCUAGAAAGGAUUGAUAGGAAGAAACGAUCAAGGGCUGUGACUAGAGUAGGUUGUUCCGCUUCAUUAUCUGUGCGUUGCAAUAGAAAGACAGGCAAGUGGGUUGUUAGGGAAUUUGUGUCAAACCACACACAUCCAUGGGAACCAAUUGAUAUGUUAGUUACUCCACCAAAUCAGAAUGUUGAAUUUGGUUUAGUAAAAGAGAAGGAUGCAGCUGAGGGUGAAGGGAAAGGAAACACAGGAAGUAAUGAGCAAAUUAGCUCUUUGAGAGAAGAAGUUGGUAGCAACCGAGGAUGCUGUCUUAAUAAUAAUUGUAAUGAAGGAUCUUGUGGUGGAAGGAGCAAUGAAUUUGAGCUUGAAUGUGGUGACACAACGGGUGUCUCAGUUCAAGCUCAAAGUUGCUUAGAAAGAUGUGAACAAUCACACUUUUUUUGCUUGGAUAUUGAUAAGCGUUUUGAAGAACUGACAACAGAAACUAUGGUUGGUUUGGAAUUUCACACCCUUGAAAAGGCAGAAGCAUUCUACUACAUGUAUUCAAGUGUUAUCGGGUUUAAUGUAAGAAAAGAUGAUGUAAAACGUGAUAAACGCGGUUUAGUUUAUCUAAGGAGAUGGGUUUGUUCUAAGGAAGGCCAGAGGCGUCAAAAGCAUCUGGAAAGGGUUGAUCGAAAGCGAAAACCAAAGGCUUUGACAAGAGUAGGGUGUUGUGCUGCAUUUCGUGUUAAUUAUGACCGCAAGAAAGGCAGUUGGAUUAUUAAGGAAUUUGUACCAACUCACACACACCAGUUGGCAGCAGCUAAAGAGUUACCAUCUCUUAAACCAAACUGCAAUAUGGAAGACUUAGUGCAAACAAAGACAAUGGGAAAUGUUGAGGAUGGAAGAGAAGGGAGCGCGAGUAGUGUUCAACCAACUUGUAAUGUAUUGUUCUUACAAAACAAUGUUGUGAAUGAAAGGGAAGGAUGCACGAGCGGUGUUCGACCAGCUUGUGAUAUCACUUUCUUACAAGAUAUUGGAAGGGAAGGAAGCACGAGUGAUGUUCAACCAGUUUGUGACAUGUCUUUCUUACAUGAUAACGGAAGGGAAGGAAGUACAGGUAGUGAUGGUCAACCGACUUGUGAUGUAUCUUUCUUACAGGAUAAUAUUGGGGAUGGAAGGGAAGGAAGCAUGAGUGGCGUUCAACAAAAGAGUCAUGUUGCGUCUUCCUUACAAGAGAAUGUUGUGGAUAGAAGGGACGAAACAACGGGUGGCAGUGUUCAAAGAAGAACUAGUGAUGUUAUCCAUGGAAUUACUUUGCCGCCAUGGACAUUGACAAUGCCAAAAAUAGACAAGGGGACACAAGUCAUUAAAAUCCCCUGUGUCAAUGAGGUUGAAGGCCUUCCCCUUCCAGAUGAUGUCAAACAUGUAAGUGCAGAAAUAGCGACAAUGCUACUACAAAUGGUCGGUGGUCUCCAUGAAGUGGUCAUGGAAACAAUCCUCGAAGCAAAGGACAAAUUAAAGGAAGCCAAUGAAGAAUCUCAACGAAAAGACCUUGAAAUUGCCGAGUUGCGAAAUGCGCUAGAAGCUUUCAAGCACGCAGCUGAGUAUCAGGGCAGCAAGGAAUCCAACCAUGAUAACCCAAUAGAAGUAAGAAAUUUUGGUGGUAUUAUAAAUUUAAAUGAAGCUAAUGGUGAGGAGAUUGUAGUUGAUAAGGGAGGAGAAGUAGGUAGGCAAAGUGUUAAUGGCAGUGACUAUGGUAGCAAGAUUUAUUAUGAGCAGAACAAUUUAGUGAGAAAGCAUUUCAUAUUAAUGGAUGCAGACAUGACUGAUAGGUUACCCAAGAAGACCAAGACAAAUUUGUAGAUGGACUAGUUUUGAUGUGUAUAAUAUAUAUUAGAGAAAUGCUAAAAAGUACCAGUAGUGUUUAGUACCUUAUAAGGUGUCAUAUUGCUAUUGGUGCAAUUAAGUAUUGAGUCUUAUAUAAUUUAAUAUAAUAACUUUUAGGAGAUAUUGUUAACCAAUUGCAAGGCACCACUUCUAGGUGAUGCUAGGCACCACUGGCACCUAAUAACAAUCUUCUAUAUAUUAAUUAGGGUAAUACUUAGUGGGAUGCUUUUUAAUUUGUAAUAUUUUGUGUAUAUGGUUUUUCAUCCCAUAAAUCUAUGAUUUUUAGUAGGUAUUAUUAGUUAUGGUACUCCAUAGAAGAAAGGCUUAACCUUGAUCCAAAUAGUGAUUUGAAGCUACUCAAUAUAUGGCUCACCUCAUGGAAUGGCAGGUUUUUUUCUUCUCAAAAUCAGCUCCUUCACCAAUUGGGCAAUGGAGAAAUUGUGUUUGGCUUAAUAUCAACAUUAUAUAUAUAUACAUAUAUUGUAUAUUAAUAUUGAAUGAUCAUAAUGGUGCAUUGAAA